Thunnus maccoyii (southern bluefin tuna) is the source of this 2323-nucleotide messenger RNA. Its product is annotated as FYN-binding protein 1. The record is from RefSeq and is a predicted model, not a curated record. The transcript has 16 exons. NCBI's taxonomy places the organism in Eukaryota, Metazoa, Chordata, Actinopteri, Scombriformes, Scombridae. Bases 119 to 1828 code for a protein of 569 amino acids. Gene Ontology annotation, cellular component: plasma membrane. Gene Ontology annotation, molecular function: protein binding. Gene Ontology annotation, biological process: T cell receptor signaling pathway; integrin-mediated signaling pathway; protein localization to plasma membrane.
UCAUGCAGUCUGUACAGUAGCAUCAGCCUGGAUACACAGCCUAACUCACAAUCUCAGCUGGACAUGUAGCACUUUAUUAUCAGCUAACUCUGGCAGAAUAACAUCACUAAAGGCAAAUAUGGGGGAGAGCGUUGAUGUCAAGGCUCUGAGGGCCAGGUUCAACAGCAAGGCCAGCACUUCAGACACCAGCAGCCGAGACAGCGGCUCCCCAAAAUCUCCACGACCUGGAUUUGGGAGAGGAAUCUUACCAGCACUAGAGAACAACCUGGCCCAGCACAGAUUGUCCCCCACGGUCCCUCCUCCAAUGGCUGGCCCUGGCCUGAUGAGGUUCCCACGGGCAGAGCCGAUGAUGGCAGCUCCCAUCCCCUCCAGACCUGUUUCUUUCCCUCGACCGCCUCCCAAUCUAGGCAUCAGAGCAUCCAGCCAGCCGGCAGACCCUAUCAAAGUCAAGCAGACGGGAGAGAUGCUACAGAACAUGAUGCUGAAGCACCACAGACCUGCGGGCAUCAAGCCAGCUCCACCCUCAGCUCCAGGUCAGUCUCCUGCACCAGGUCACGCCUCCACCCCUCUCCCGCUCCGACAGCAGCCCAGACAGAGGAGCGCAGGAGAUGUGACCCCGCUGAGGAAACCCCUUCCCCCUGAAGGACCCCUGCCCUUAAAACCCAAACGGCCUCCACACGUCAACCUGGAGCCCUUCAUGAGGUUGACUCGGGGAGCUCCGGCACUCCCUAGUCCAAGGAAGAGUGAUGCAGGUUCCCCAAGCACAGGAGGCAGGAAAAUGUCUUCACCUGCAGUGAUCAGUCCUCCCCAACCUCCACAACGAUUCAACAAACCCCGGCUGCCACACCAGGUCGCCUCUGUUGACAUUGAGGAUGACCAGGACACCUAUGAUGACAUUGCAAGCUUUGAGAAGAACGAGUCCUGGAGUGACAACAGUUCUCAUUGUAUGGACGGGGACAUUGAUGACGUGUAUGAGUUUAUUGACGAGGACCAAAUAGAAGUGAACCUGGUUAAUGCUGAGAAGAAAAACAAAAAAGAAGCCAAGAAGCAACAGGAGCAGGAGAGGAAAGAGCAGCUAGAGCGUCAGAAAAGAGAGAAUGAGUUGAGGAAAAACUUUCAGGUGCAAGGGGAGUUGGAUGUUAUCCAUACAGCGAGAGUCCGGCACGACUGGUACGGAGGAGGAAGACUGGACCUCAGUGUGCAACAAGGCGAGAGCGUGGAGAUCAUGCGAGUGAACAAUAACCCAGGAGGCAAAUGGCUGGCUCGCUCCCUGAACGGAAACUACGGAUACAUCAGUAACACAUGUGUGGACAUUGACUAUGAGGCAGUGAAGCGCAAAGCGCUCCAGUCCAGAAAAGUAGACACAUCAACGUUACCUCCACCACCUCCAGACCCCCCUCACAUGUUAAACAUGGAGUCCAAUAAUAGAGACAGCAUGCUUCAGGAUGACGAUGACUACGAUGACGUUCAACCAUUAACUGAGGAUUUUCCCCCACCACCGCCUGAAAUCAGCAUAGAUCCCAAAGUGGAAAAGGAACUAAGAAAAAAAUUUAAGUAUGAUGGGCCUCUCAGUGUGCUGCACACCAUGAUGGUGGAUCCUAACAGCAUCAUAAAGAAGCCAGGGGGGAAGGAUUUGUCUGUGACUCAUGGAGAGGUCCUGGACGUCAUCCAGCUCACCAGCAGCAAGAAAGCUCUGUGCCGCAACCGGUUUGGAAAAUAUGGUUAUGUGUCCAGAUCUCUUCUUCUUCCAAUGGAAGGAGACAUCUACGACGAUGUUGACUAUGGAGGCGACGUCUAUGACAACGACUCUCUGCAGACUGAUUAUUAAAACAUGUCAAACUAAACACACACAAACUCACACAGUAAGAAAGAGAGAAACAAACUAUAUAAAAUAUUCAAACUAAAGCUAUAUAAAACUAUAUAACUGUAUAAAACUGAGAAGAGAAGACACAUUUUGCUUUAUGUGAUGGCAUCAGUUGUGUUCAGUUACACAGGAUUCACUGUCAGGCUGGCUGUAACAGUUGAGACAAAACGGAAUAUAUCUGUCUGGCUCACAAACAAACAAACUUAUUCCUAUGUAAAACUAAAACUAUAUUUUUAAAAAACUAUAUCAAACUGAGUGACAAAAACAGAACAUAGAGUGAAAACAGAGCUCAGUCUGGACACUCACACAUGUUUCUUGUGCUGAGAAUAACAGACAUGUCACCAUUGCAUUGUUUGUCAAACUGCUUGUAUAGAAAAUGAACACACUAUUACUGUAGCUUUGUGUAUUGCUCGACUUUUUAGAUAAUUUAAAACAAAUAAAAUAACUUUUUGACUGAUA